AUUUUCAUCUCCAAAACGUGUUUUUUCUUGAAUAAAAUCUUGUUUUUUCUACAAAAGUCAACAGAUAUUCUCCUAUUUUCUGUGAAAAACCUAUAAAUAUUCCUAAUCAGUCGUAUUUUUAUAUGAUUUCAGUAAAUAUAAUACCUUAAGGGGUAUUUAUUUACUGUAUUGAAUGUAGACAUUAUAAACAGAAGGGUUUUCAUCAUUGAUUGAAGAGCAGAGACAAUGGCGCCUGUGAAAUUCGGAUUAUUUAAAGGACGCAGCAAAGACCAUCAAGAGAAACCAUCGACUGAGAAUCUGCUGCAAGACAACAACAGCAAUUACGAUGUGUCGGGCUCCCCCGUGCCAUCUACAAGCAAGGGAUUGCAGGAGGAACUCUUGCCUGCGAGCAUUUCAAUGCUUACUAUUGACAGUGAUGAUGAUGACAUUCCCAGCGAGAAAAACUCACCAAUCAGACGAGGUAGUGUUGGUUCCAGGAUGGAUCCACAGGUUAACUACGAGCUGUUACAAAGCCAGUCAUCUAUAGGCGAUGUUAGUACCAGCCUAAAUGAGUACGACGGUGAGCAGUACGAGAUGGAGGAACUGCAGCAUGUCGAUGUGGACGCUGACAGCACCACCUAUGACGCUAACUCCUCGGAACUCGAUAUAACAUCGAUCACAGCGAGUAAUCUUUCCAUAUAUUGCGCUUCGGUGAAAAAAGCAAAGAAAGCUAAGCUGAAGGAAGAACAGAAACUUCGAGAUAUCGAUAUGUGGAAGGCCAGCAACUUUGAAGUCAUGCAGAACCUUCUCAGCAGGAGUGGAACAUCAGAUGAGCAGAUAAAGUGGGAGGCGAUCGCGACCGCUCGCGGUCUUUGUACACUCAACGACACAUGCACGUGCAGCGACUGCAAGAUGCCCCGGUACCUCGUCAGCUUCAACGACGGCGACGCGGGAAUGGCGGCCACGCCACUCCUGAACGCUAUCGCCGACUGUACACUGCAGUGAAUUGUGAACUGCACUGUACAGAAGCGCUUUUGUACCGCACUGUACAUUGUGGGAAUAAUUCAUUGAAAAAUUCACUAAUACUGCACUAUACAAUUAACUAUUUUGUUGUUAUGUUUGUUGUUUUUAUUUCUGAAAUAUCGCCUUUCGUGUCCAGUAUAUGAAAAUAUUACUCUUGCUUACGAUGUUCGUCUAAAUCAGGGGUUCCCAACCAGUUUAUGGUCGCCAAUAUUAUAUAAUAUUUGGCAGCGACUAAUAUGUAAAAAAGUGUAAGACAUUAAAAAUGGUAAUGGUCGAUAUUAGCAUUGCAAAAAUUAUACAAAUUCUAUCGUUGUCGAUACAUAUGCUUUCAUGCAAAUAUUUAGUGCUGGGCCCUCAGACUCAUGACUCGCUCAAUUUAAAAUUAGCGAAUCACAUUCUGACGCGGACCACUGGUUGGGAACCGGUCUAUACAAAACCCCUUAUUAGUAUUGUCAAAGAAUAAAAAUGUAUCAAAGACUAUUCCUAUACGUAGAAAGGACAACGUGUGUAAAUAAAUUGGGAGGCAGAGAAAUAACUAUAUUCAGUCACUAAGGCGGUCUGUUUAGAUUUAAUGUGAGACUUCUACAGGGGAAAUUGAAUGUUAAACAUCUGUGAGUGUGGCGUAUACCACAGAGGGGAAGAUGAUAGUGUGUAAAGAUUAUCUUAAAAGAAACGACUGAUUGUUAAGAAAGAAUUGCUAAUGUAAGUUACAAGCAAAGCGGGUAUAGUAACGUAGAAAAGGAAGUAAUUAAAAUAACUAAAACCGGAUCGUUUUAUCUAGAACAUUCGAGGGGAAUAUAUAAAAUGAAUGACGUCACUCGUCAAAUUCAGUAAUUCAGUCAUAAAUCAUAAAGACAUGUUUAAAAAGUACCCUCUUAUCGGUCGCGUAAAAAUAUGCUUGUUUAGGAUUAUUCCCAACCGUCACCCCGCUCUGCACCCACGUGGGAACAGAUGAUAAUAAAAAGUUUCAUCCGUCCCACCUUUUGCGACGAGAAGCCGGUUAGAACUUAUCUUAUUUCAUAACGGUUCCAUCUGUCAUCUUAUUGGUGAUAAGAGGACUAAAAGGUGGGACGGAUGAAACUUUUUAUUCUCACGUGGGGACAGAGCAGGGUGAUGGUUGGGAAUAAUCCCAUGUUUUUAGGUUGUGUGGAUCAUCAGGUUUUAAACCGAAAAACGAGUAGACAUCCAUAUUUAUUGUUAACCCUGAACUUUAUACCUUCGUUAUAA
Molecule: messenger RNA, 2229 nt
Organism: Papilio polytes (common Mormon)
Lineage: Eukaryota; Metazoa; Arthropoda; Insecta; Lepidoptera; Papilionidae
Exons: 6
Coding region: 226-984 (252 amino acids)
Source: RefSeq, a predicted model, not a curated record